Molecule: messenger RNA, 4159 nt
Organism: Amyelois transitella
Lineage: Eukaryota; Metazoa; Arthropoda; Insecta; Lepidoptera; Pyralidae
Exons: 21
Coding region: 291-4112 (1273 amino acids)
Molecular function (GO): 2 iron, 2 sulfur cluster binding; oxidoreductase activity; FAD binding
Source: RefSeq, a predicted model, not a curated record
AUUGAUACCUACAUAAAUGUAAUUAUAGUUUUAAAUAUUCCAUGUUAUUGUUUAAAUGAGACUGACCAUAGUCAAACUGCGUACAGUUUUGCGGAAUAAUAUUAUAUUCCAUAUGAAUAAACCGGCCAGCGCAGCGGUCCAAGUCACCAUUUAUCUUUUUUUUUUGUCCCCGUCCAAUGUCACUUUCACAAUACAAGAUCCGAACAAGAUUCAUCAUAAAAACAUUUAGUUGUAUGCUCUUGUGACUUGUGCGCACACGCUUUUUAUUAGAUAAUAUCUGUGUUGGUUAUAUGUAUCUUGUGUUUUGUGAUGCUGUGAACAGGAUGGAUAAAAUACAUUUGACUGUAAACGGAGAACAUUAUACGAUAUCUGGUGCCGAGGUGAGCCCUCGCACAACCUUAAACGACUAUCUACGAGACUAUCUAUGUCUCCAUGGCACUAAGGCUAUGUGCCACGAGGGAGGCUGCGGGGCGUGCAUAGUCUCAGUCUUGCAGACUCACCCCCUGACUAAGGAGAAACGAGUGUUUUCUGUCAACUCUUGUCUGGUCCACGUGUUAUCAUGCCAUCAAUGGGACAUCACGACAAUAGAAGGGGUGGGGAACAGGAAAGAUGGCUACCACGCCGUGCAGAGUCGACUGGCCGCCUUCAACGGCACCCAGUGUGGGUAUUGCACCCCUGGUUGGGUCAUGAGUAUGUAUAGUUUAUAUUCAAACGCGAACCGGUUAAGUAUGCAGCAGUUGGAGAAUUCGUUUGGUAGCAACAUGUGUCGAUGUACCGGCUACCGGCCCAUUCUGGACGCCUUUAAGAGCUUCGCCAAAGACGUCGGUAGUGACUUGAAGAAGAAAAUCCAGGAUGUGGAAGACCUUGACAAACUGAAAUGCAACAAGAAAUGUGAGAGGCGCUGCAGCGUCAGUGAUGAAUGGUGCCUGAUUGACAGCAGUGAGGGUUCCCUGAUGGAAGUCGGUGGAUACACCAGUCGGUGGUACAAGGCGUUUACGAUUAAAGACGUGUUUCAGGUUCUCUCCAAAGAGGGAAUAGACAGUUACAGGCUUAUUUCUGGAAACACAGGUCAAGGUGUAUUUCCACUCCUUCGCGAGCCUCGUAUCUUCAUAGAUAUAUCGUCAAUAUCUUCCCUAAAAGACUCCUUCUCGGAAGGCAACCUAGUGCUGGGAGCCGCCAUGACACUCACUGACGUCAUGAAUCUGUUCCUGAAAUGGUCCAGUGAAAGCGAGGACUUUCUGUAUUUAAAGGAGUUCUAUGACCAUUUGGAUUUGGUCGCUCAUGUGCCGGUUAGAAAUAUCGGCACAAUUGGGGGAAACUUGGCCAUGAAGAACUUACACCCUGAUUUUCCGUCAGAUGUGUUCUUGAUACUAGAAACAGUCAACGCUGCUAUAACUCUAGUUGAUAAUACUUUAGUAGAACAUGAUAUGGACUUGAAAGAAUUUCUGAAAGUGGAAAUUAGAAAUAAAUUAAUAAAACAAGUGAAAAUUCCUCCGUUAUCUUUGAAAACAUUAAUACGGACAUAUAAGAUAAUGUCGCGAUCACAAAAUGUCCAUGCUAUCGUGAAUGCUGGUUUUCGCUUCAAAGUGGAUGAUUCUAACAAAGUUAUUGAAGCCACCAUAGUGUACGGAAACAUACGUUCCAGCUUCAUUCGAGCUAAAGAGACGGAAGAUGCUUUAAAAAGCCAGGAGUUAUUUUCCGAGGAAACCCUCCAAAGAGCACUGAAGGCUUUAAAUGAUGAACUGGCACCAGAGGACAUCCCGCCCGACCCGUCGCCGUUUUGCAGAAAGACUUUAGCUUUAGGAUUAUUUUAUAAGGCUAUAUUGUCAUACAGUCCGAGGAUAAACCCUCGUUUCAAGUCUGGAGCUAGCAAGCUGCAGAGGCCCUUAUCUCGGGGCUCCCAGAAGUUCGACACAGACAAGACGCUAUGGCCGCUCAACAAACCUGUGCCUAAGAUCGAGGCUUUAACACAGUGUUCAGGCGAGGUGACAUACGUGUGCGAUAUCAGUCUGCCUCCGAGAAGCGUUCAUGUUGCCUUCGUCCUCUCAGACGUAUGUGUCGCUGAUAUUGACAGAUUCGACGCUGCUGAAGCACUGAAAAUGUCAGGCGUGAUCGCCUUCUUCACGGCCAAAGACAUUCCAGGGAGGAACACGUUCACACCGGCUAAGGUGCCGUGGCAGGAUUCCGAAGAAGAAAUCCUUGCCAGCAACCACGUCUCCUAUUACGGACAGCCAAUAGGCAUAGUCGCCGCUGUGACGCAUAAAUUGGCAAUUGCUGCUGCCGAACUGGUGAAAGUACAUUACAAGAACGUCGCGAAGCCUGUUCUGAGUAUUAAGGACGCGUUGGCAGCACCAGAUAAGGACAGACGGGUUCGUUCAGACGCGACCAUGAAGCCAACAAGCAAAGGUGAAGACAUCAAACACGUGAUAAAAGGAACGUUUAAGAUACCAUCACAGUACCACUACACGAUGGAGACGCAGUCCUGCCACGUGAGCCCCACUGGACAAGUCCUGAAAGUGAGGGCUGCUACCCAGUGGAUGGAUAUUGUGCAUGUAGCUGUGGCGGAUAUGUUGGACAUUCAGCAAAACAAAGUGGAAGUAAUAGUCCCACGCUUGGGCGGCGCGUACGGUGGUAAAGCAACUCGUUCAGCGCUGGUGGCGUGCGCGUGCGCACUGGCGGCGUACAAGCUCAAUCGCACUGCCAGCCUGGUGAUGCCGAUGACGCACAACAUGGCGGCGAUAGGAAAGAGGCAAGAGUGCUAUGUUGAAUACGAGGUCGGAGUUAAUGAUAACGGAGUGAUCCAGUAUUUAGACUUGAGUUACUACUCGGACUGCGGGUACUCAUUCAACGACUCGUCCGCUGGGGAGAUCGGCAAUGUUAUGGCGAACUUGUACGACAAAACCCGUUGGGCCGUGAAUGGGUACAGCGUGCUGACAGACAAGGCAAGCAACACAUGGUGUAGGGCACCAGGUACGACCGAGGCUUUCGCAAUAAUGGAACACCUAAUGGAGAGAAUCAGCUAUGUAACAAAAAAAGAUCCUGUUGACGUGAGAAUAGGAAACUUAGCCACCGAACAUAGCAGCAUUAAGGAAAUGAUAGACACACUGAAAUAUGAAUCUCAAUAUGACGCUCGUAAAGCAGAUAUUGUAAAAUUCAACGCUGACAACGCUUGGAGAAAACGCGGGUUAAAACUCUCUAUAAUGUCAUUCCCCAUCGGUUACUCAUGGAAUUACCCAGUGACUGUUUCUAUUUACCACGGAGAUGGUACAGUUGCCGUCUCACAUGGUGGUAUCGAAAUGGGCCAAGGAAUAAACACUAAAGUGGCUCAAGUUUGCGCGUACACACUGAAAGUACCGUUAGAAAAAGUGGCAGUGUUUGAAAGCGAUAGUUUGGUCUCGCCUAAUUCCAUGGCGAGUAACGGCAGCAUAACAAGCGAUUGUGUUACACACGCUACUUUGAAGGCUUGUUCAGAAUUGUUGGAUAGACUUCAGCCAGUGAGGAAUGAGAUGACUGAACCGACAUGGGAGGAGGUCGUCCGGAAAGCGUAUGAAAAAGGUAUAAACCUUCAGUCGAACCACAUGACGUCACCGCUGGACGAGCUACAAGGGUACAACAUCUACGGCGUAUGCGCAGCCGAAGUCGAGCUGGAUGUGUUGACAGGAACCCACGUCCUGUCCAGGGUGGACCUCCUCGAAGACACGGGCGUCAGUUUGAGUCCAGACGUGGAUGUGGGCCAGAUUGAAGGUGCCUUCAUUAUGGGCCUCGGUCUCUGGACAUCCGAAGAGCUGGUGUACCAUUCGUCUGGCAAACUACUCACUGACCGGACCUGGACGUACCAUCCGCCUGGAGCUAAGGACAUACCGGUGGACUUCAGAGUCAUGUUCCGGGCUAAUUCGCAAAAUACUGCGGGCGUUUUGCGGUCCAAAGCAACUGGUGAGCCAGCUCUAAAUUUGGCGGUGGCCGUGACACACGCGCUCCAUGAUGCUGUUUUGGAAGCGAGGAAAGAGUUCGGGUACAAAGACACAGAUCGAAUACACAUCGAUACACCUUACAACGUAGAAAACAUUUUAAAAGCAAUAUCUCCGAAAAUCGAAAGUUAUAAGUUAAAUUAAUUAAUAAGGAUAAUUACAAUACUAUAGUAUUAAAACAUUAUAAAAUA